Cryptotermes secundus is the source of this 746-nucleotide messenger RNA. RefSeq names its product dynein light chain Tctex-type 1 (gene Dlc90F). The coding region runs from base 79 to 417 and encodes 112 amino acids. Gene Ontology annotation, cellular component: cytoplasm; cytoplasmic dynein complex. NCBI's taxonomy places the organism in Eukaryota, Metazoa, Arthropoda, Insecta, Blattodea, Kalotermitidae. Gene Ontology annotation, molecular function: dynein intermediate chain binding. The transcript is spliced from 3 exons. The record is from RefSeq and is a predicted model, not a curated record. Gene Ontology annotation, biological process: microtubule-based movement.
AUAUGGGUACUAAUCGGAUCAAUGUCGUCAGCGGUCGUCAGUGUAGUGGAAGACUGGUGUUCCGAAAUUUGACAGAUAAUGGAAGAGGUAGCGAGCGACGAAACACAAUUUGUGGUGGACGAAGUUAGCACCAUAAUUAAAGAAGCAAUAGAAAAUUCUAUUGGAGGAAAUGCGUAUCAACACAACAAAGUCAACCAAUGGACAUCAUCUGUCGUCGAAGCGUGUUUAGGAGCCUUGACCAAACUACAAAAACCAUUUAAAUAUAUUGUGACCUGUACCAUAAUGCAGAAGAAUGGUGCAGGACUUCACACCGCGAGCUCAUGUUUCUGGGACAACAGUACAGAUGGCAGCUGCACAGUUCGUUGGGAGAACAAGACCAUGUACUGUAUCGUAUCUGUGUUUGGUCUGGCCAUCUAGAGCCGCACAUGCUUCUGGACACAUUGACCAUACUCGUCAGCUUUCAAGAAGGUGCCACUUUGCUAUAGGGUCUGGCAGAAAGCAUUAUACAUUUCAUAAAUUAAGUAACAGUACUGUAAAUGAAAAGGCAAUUAUAUAGAAACAUAUAAUAUUAAACUUACUUCAAAUUAUUUGUGCAUUACAGUUCUCUUUUUUUUUGGUACAUGUAAAACUCUUUGAAAAUUACAAUAUUUAACUCCACUGUUACCAUAAGAAAUCUGUUUACUGUUGUAUACACUGUAAAUUAAUCGUUGCUUGAAUCUUAAAUGAAGAAUGUUCUGAGGAUGAUC